Molecule: messenger RNA, 1979 nt
Organism: Momordica charantia (bitter melon)
Lineage: Eukaryota; Viridiplantae; Streptophyta; Magnoliopsida; Cucurbitales; Cucurbitaceae
Product: putative E3 ubiquitin-protein ligase RHC2A
Biological process (GO): protein ubiquitination
Cellular component (GO): cytoplasm
Molecular function (GO): ubiquitin protein ligase activity
Source: RefSeq, a predicted model, not a curated record
GACGCGCCCCCGCUGUUGAAGUUCCACGCAAUUGUUUAUAGCCUCCAUUUCCGUCUCUCUCUCUCUCUUUCUCUCGAUUUUACUACAGCACUUAAAAUUUGAAGCUUUUCUGCAAUUUUGGCAUCCAUCCUUCCGUUCGAGGAAGAUCAUUUUUGGAUUCUUGGAAUUUCUUGGGGUUCGUUGAAUUGCGCGCAUCGAAUUCGAAUCGAUGCAAUCGGUUCCUCGGGGUUCGGGCUGGGGCCCUAGAUUCGGUCCGUUGUUCUGACUGUGGUGGAGAAAACGUUGAAGAAUUUUGGUCGCCGCCCUCUCUGUCUCCGUUUCGCCAUCGGUUUCCGGCUGCUGCGAUGUACCACGAUGACGCUUCCGACCCAGACCCCUCCUUCGUCCCAAGAUUGCGUCGCAGCAGAAGAAACGGUGAGGAUCGCGCCCCUUUUAAUCGUAUCAUCGUUCUACGCGAUCCCUCUAAUGCGGGCGCUAUUAGCAAUAAUGGUAUUGGAGCUGGAGGUAAUUACGAGAUUUAUUAUGAUGAUGGUACUGGGUCUACCCUGCGGCCCUUACCUUCUAAUAUAUCCGAAUUCUUGAUGGGAUCGGGGUUCGACCGCCUUCUUAAUCAAUUGGCGCAGCUGGAGGUGAAUGGGGUCGGCUCAUUGGAACACCCACCAGCUUCAAAGGCUGCAAUUGAAUCUUUGCCCGUGGUUAAGAUUCUUGCUAGCCAUGUGCCCGUGGAAUCACAUUGUGCUGUCUGUAAGGAACCGUUUGAACUGGACUCUGAGGCUCGAGAAAUGCCGUGUAAGCAUAUCUACCAUUCGGAUUGUAUACUUCCUUGGCUUUCUAUCCGGAAUUCAUGUCCGGUUUGUCGGCAUCAGUUGCCUACCGAUGGACAUGGCAGUGGUCGGAGCUCCCCUGCGUCUGCAGAAGAAGUUGUUGGAUUAACAAUUUGGAGGCUUCCGGGUGGGGGAUUUGCUGUUGGGAGGUUUACCUGGGGUAGGGGAGCUGCAGAGCACGACCUUCCUGUUGUUUACACUGAAAUUGAUGGUGGGUUUAGUACCACCAGCGGUAUUCCAAGGAGGAUUUCAUGGGCGUCAAGCGGAAGGAGAUCAAGUGAGGGUGGUGGUUUUCGUCGUGUUUUUCGCAAUUUCUUCUCUUUUUUUGGCAGGUUUAGGAGUUCAUCACAUCAUUCUAGUUCAGGGACUGGUUUAAUGAGAAGGAGUUUCUCAUCUACAUUAUUCAACAGACGCUCAAGGAGGAACAAUCACCUUACGGCGUCCUAGGCGAAUUAUACGUUUCCUGCUUACUUAUACUUAUAGAGAGGUUGAAUUCCCAGCAUGUACUCCCUUUAGAGAUUUUGAGUGAUACUGGACCUAUAACAGUCUUCCUUUUGGGUGAUGAUGUAGAUGUACAAUUUUUAUUUUACUUUUACUAGGUGUAUAUAGCAAUACAUCAAAAAUAAAUACAUAAUUCGUUAACUUAAAUGUAGUUGACUGGAGAAAGUAUAUGUAGAGACAAAGAAGGGAGAGAGUUGUACAAUCUGCCUGGUCAAGGUUUUGUGGCAGUUCAAGUAUUUAGUUGUCUUUUGCUGUUUGAUGUUAGAAGGAAAGAGGUGGGUAAGGAGUUCUUGCUGAUGUCAAGUAGGUUCAUUUAUUUUUGCCUUCUAUGCAAUGUAACAUUGUAACUUCACUGCGAAGCAGCUCUUAUCCUUAAGACACGAAAAUCUACAUUGCUUUAAGUUAAAUUUCAUCUCUCUGAACUUUGCUAUAUGGUAUUCUGUUGUACGAUUAUACUAUCUCCUGGUGAAGUUUAUAGCUUCUCUCCCAGAUCUCAGCUCAAGUAUCAAAAUUACCCCUAUCUCAUCCCACCUUUAAAGAAGGCUGAUUGACGAUGCCAAGGAGGGUGGGGAUAAUUUUAUACUCAGGUGAGGUCAUAUUUGUAAUUUUGUUAUUCUAGCCAGUUAAUCUAUAUACAGUUGAAGAACUUUUCAU